AUUAGAGGUGGUGGUUAUAAUAGUUUUUAAGUAAUUUAAUGGAUCUUUUUGAGAGAGGAGGAGUGAAGUGGCUGACACAAGAGAAGAAGGAUGUAUUUUUUGAGUAUUUGGAGACAAUGGGAUGCUUAGAGGAAGCAGAAGGGCUGGGAGAAAAUUAUUGGAAAGAAGUGUAUAUGAAAGCAGCAGAUUUAUGGGAUGCAUAUAACAAGGAUAAGAUCAAUGAAGGAGUGAGCGGAAGAGAAUUAUCAACAGAAGUAAAAGAUAGAUACAAGCUUACUGAAUACAAAGAUUUCUUCAAAAUAUACUUAACGUUCCAUUCAAAAUUUACUGAAAAUAUACAACCUAGAGGAGUAAUGAAAGGAAGAAACAAUACCAAACUUAACCCAGAGGUUAAGAAGGAAAUGAAAUUCUUAGAAGAGCCUGAAUAUGAUUACCUAUUGGCUUAUAGUCAAUUAGAAUUCCACAAAGAUCUUGAGCCUCGCUGGAAUGUCAUUGUUUCAGAUCGCUUUUGGGAAGAUAUUUUACAGAAUGAUCUCUACCACGAGUUUAUGAUGUUUUACUACAAAAGUCUUAUUCACGGUCAUUUCCAGAUAGAAGAGUCUAUCUGCAACAGAUUUGGCCACAUGGAAUUUGUCUUCAUGUUUAAUGGAAGGAGAGUAUAUGCCGAAGUAUUUGCAGACAGGAUUCCACUCUACACUGAAGAGUUAUCAGAACCAUUUUUAUACAAAUACAGGCAAUAUUUAAAGAUAAAUGAGAUCUUAGCAGUCUCCUUAGAGGAAAAGCAUAAGGAUGGACAAGAAGAACGUACCAGAUUACAGCAGCAUAAGAACAAAGGAAUACCUUUCACAGAUGAAAAGAUAGAUAGAUACAUCAAACACCAGAAAUUGAAGGGACAGGAUAGAUACAUAUUCAAUCUUAAUGAAGGAGAAGGCAGCGAAUGAUAUAACCCUACCGAAUCCGAUCUUGAGUACAUGAAGAAUGGAAAUACAGUCUAUGUUCCAAUGAUGAUCUACGGGUGAAUUCAAAGCAGGAUCCAAGAAUCAAUGCUGCACAUUAGCAAUGAUUGUAAAGAUAUCAUUAGUGAUUCAGAUUCACAUAAAAAAAUUAUUAAGUUCUUUGAAGGUUUGGAGAAAUAUGGCAUUACAUUUUCACAAAAUCAGAGAAACUUGUUAGUAACGAGCACUAAUAGCCUUGUUCUUGGUAGGUCAGGUACAGGGAAGACUACCAUCUCAGCAUUCAAGAUCUUAGCGUUAGAUCUUCUCUUCAUUGCUUACAAGAAGAAGUUCUUCUAUAAAGAAGAUGUUCAAAGACUCGAAUCAUGUGAUUUUGACAAUUACACAGGCUGUUACACUGUAUUCUGCACUGCCUCCCCUGUGCUUACCAAUGAAGUCAAGAGAUUUUACAAUGAUCUUCUCCAGUCUAUCAAAAAUGUCCUUAAGAUAAAAGAAGAAAAAGCUAAACACAGAAAGGAAGAAACCAAAGAAGAACCUAACCAGCCCCAAGAAAACAUGUUCGACCCCUUCGAAGGAAACAUUGAAACCCAAGAAGAAACCAAGGACCUAAAGGACGCCUUCCUCUCUUCCCUAGAAAAGGCCAAGGAGGACCUAAUCGAAGACAUUAACAUUGAAAAACAACUUUUCCACUAUAACAAACUUGACCACAUCCCCAAAAAUGAAUUCCCUCUGUUCCUCACAGUCAAGAAGCUGGUCUACAUGCUUGAUGGGAACUGCUCCUACUCCUUCUUCGCAAGGGACCAGAAAGGAAAGAUUAUUGGUAUGGACUCAACCAACGAGUGGCACAACGAAGACAAGGAAGGAGCCCUCAUGAUCAACAGGUACCAAAAAGACGCUUACGACUUCGAUAAAAAUAUCAAGAAUGUUGGCAAGAAAAUUAUCCAAGUGGAGGAAAUGCAAGAUCAAAAGACACUUGAAUAUCUCGAAAAUAGUGGGAUUGAUGCAAAAUUUAAGGAAUUAGAAGAUUUAGCAGACAAUACUGUUGAAGAAAACUUCUAUGAAGAUUCUAUGAGAAUGGAAGAUUACUUGAAAAACAAUCAUUUUUACUAUCAAAGAUCCAUCAUGAGCAUCCGAAAUCAGAUGUACUCACAAGAAGUAGACUUCGAAAUGUUUGAGAGAAAGUUUUGGAAGAAGAAUUUAUGAGGGAUCAAACUCUCAGCCCUUAAUGUAUGGACAGAGAUCUUCUCUGUAAUCAAAGGAGGUGUUGAAUGUGUUCAUAAUAUCAUCUCAUGGGAUUCAUAUUGAAAAAUGAAAUCUCCAAUGGAUGAUUACAUUGAUGAAACUGAAAAAUACCGAGUUUACCUGAUGUAUCUAAAGUAUGAACAGUGGAAGGGAAAACAUCAUUAUUAUGACUUCAUGGAUGUUGUAAGACACGUCUUCAAGUAUUACCCAAGUUGGAAGAGAAAGCAUAUUGAUUAUUUGGUGAUCGAUGAGGUUCAAGAUUUAGCUCCUCUUACUAUCCAGUUGCUCUUAUUAGCAACUCAGCAAAAUAUCUUCUUUUUAGGUGAUACUGCACAGACUAUUGCAAAAGGAGUUGCUUUCAGAUUCUAUGACUUAAAGACUGUGUUUUCCAAUUUAAAAUAUCUAAAUUCCAAUCACAAUAAUGAUAAAGAAGAAAUUCUUGAGCCUAAAGUUAUACAGUUAACUAAGAACUACAGGUCCCAUAAUAGCAUCCUCCAGCUAGCCAACUCAAUUGUUGAUAUCAUCGAGCUGUAUUUCCCACACACCAUUGACAAACUCCAGAGAGAAAGCAGCGACAAGGAGGGACCCAAGCCAAUUAUCCUCGAAGGCUUUGAUCAUGAUGACCUUGAGAAACUAGUCAUGUCCUCAUCCUCAGGCACUCCAAACUUUGGGUGCAAUCAAGUCGUCAUUGUCAGGAACCAAGAAAUGAAGAAUAAGAUUCCUUUCUUCAUGAAGAAAGCUCUGUGUCUUACUGUUUAUGAAGCCAAGGGACUCGAGUUUGAUGAUGUCAUUCUCUAUGAUUUCUUUACUGAGUCUCAGUGUACAAGGCCUUGGAGAAUCAUUAAUGACAUCGAAGUUGAGAAAGUGACUCAACAGAAACUCAAGAUUCAAGAACACUUGACUAUUGAAGAGCUCGACUUCAAGAAAUACAACAAACUAAUCCACAGACUUAGAAAUGAAGAAUAUAAAGAAAGCGACGAACUUGAGUACGAGGAAGUCUCAGUUCUCAACACAGUCAAAGACAGAGAAGACGUCGACAGAAACUUCGGAAUUCUCAACAAUGAACUGAAGUAUUUGUAUGUGUCAGUGACCAGACCAAAGACCAACCUGAUCAUCUAUGACUCUGACCCAGGAAACAGAAAACCCAUCUACGAUUACUGGACAUCGCUGGAACUUGUGGAUGUGGUUACAAAAGAACAAGCUGCUGACCACCCAGUUCUAUCCAAGGCUUUUGAAGUUUCAGAAGAUGUUACUGAAACAAAAAGUCAGUGGAGAGCAUUAGGAAUCAAACUAUUUAAGAAGAAGUACUACCAAUCAGUCAUUAAAUGCUUUGAAGAGUCUGGUGAUGAAGACCUCAAGUUUAGAACACUUGGAUACAUGAGUGCAGAAGAAGCUACCACUCUCCAAAGUGAAGGAGAGACCUUGCUCUAUCAAGCUAAGCACGAUACACUUCUUACAAAGCAUGAAAAGAGAGUUAAAAAGGUGGAAGGCUCAUCACUCAAAGAAAGAUCAUUAGAAAAAUUUAAAGAAGCUGGUGAAUACUUUGAAAAAAUAGAUUUAUUCAGAAAUGCAGCUCAAUGCUUCUUUACUAUUAAGGAUUACAAUAAAGCUGCUCAUCUCUUUGAAUUAGGUAAACAGUUUCAGCAAGCUGCUGAAUGCAACAAAAUGAUUGGAAACUUCACAAAAGCAGCAAGAAUGUUCGAAGAAUGUGGAAUUUUCAGUUUAGCUUUUGAAAACUUGUUAUAUUCAAAUGACUAUGAAGGACUAUUAGAAUGAAUCCAUAGAAACAAAGAUAAAUUCUACCCAUCUGAGAGGAUAUCUCUAAUAUAAACAAAUAUGUUCCAAUAGCUUUGAACUUGGUUUACCAAACAAUUAAUGAAGAAGGCAUCGAUGAAGAAAAUCAAGGGAAAAUAUUACAACUCAAGUAUAAAAAGUCUAGCAUUGAAAUCAUUAAGGAGGUAAACUCAGAGUACUCAAGUGACUCUGGACUUGACUCUGAUGAAGAAGAGUUAGAUGAUCAUGAACAAGCAACACCAAUUGACAAUCAAGAAAGUAAUUCAAAGGAGAAAGAACAGGAUAUUGACAAGGAAGAAGAGGAGCUAAGCCAAGAGGAAGAACUUAUUGAUACUUCAAGCAACCAACCUCAACUUGCCAAGAAAAACUUGUCUUCAGGCUUGAAUGAAUCUAACUUGUCUUCAUUCGAUAUGAUUUCCAAAGGAGACUUUGCCCAAGAUUUUGAACAUCUAUCCAACUUCGAUCCAGAUGAUGACUUCUUGAACUCAGAGAAGUCAUUCAGCAUUAUUGGGUCUGUGCUUUGCAAAGAUGAAGAGAGUCUGUCAGAAUACAGCGACUUCUCGAUUGUGUCAGGGUCAAGGAUCAGUGAAAUCAGAGGAGCCAAUGAGCUCCAGCAAGAAAGAGAUUUUUGAACUGAAGACUUUGUCAUCAAAAAGAUAAUUUACUAUGUCUGAAUGUUUGGUGAUGAAAUCAAAGAAUUCCUAAGCAAAAUUAGAUCAAAAGAAGGCUUGAUCAAACUUAGUCAGACCCAGAGUUUAGAUGAGUUUUUAGAAUUAGAGUUGGAUAAUAUUGAUACUGAUAUGGCUUCCACUAUUCUCGAUAUUUUAGAGCAUUUCGGAAUGUUCAGACUCUGAUUCAUAAUGUGAAACAGAUAUAACCUCAAAGAGCAUAUUUCAAGAUAUCUGACAUCUACUUCCCAUAAAUACUCUAAUUUAAGAUUGAUUGAUAUGAAACAAACUCUACAGAUUAACGAUUUGAAAUUUAGGACAAAGCAAGUGCAAGUAAAUGCUUUAGCUAAUGAAGCUAUCCACAAUAUGCUAAACUUAGUUGAUUCAUCAGUGAUUAACCAGCAAUGCACUGAAGAUAUAGACAAAGAUACGAAACUCCUCGGAACUGACUGCUGGAGAUACAUUUACUAUCUCGGCUUUUGGAAGAAACUCAUCUACCUAAUGGACACCCACAACUCCCUCAAAUUGUGUUUCUCCAUUGGAGCCUUCGAAGACUUCAAAACUGUCUACUUGGUGUUCUACAGGCCAGAACUCACCAAUGAUCAGAUUAAAGCCAUGGUUGGAGACCCUCUGGCAGACUGGGUCGGAGUCAACAAGACUGCUCUGGUCGAGUACUUGUGCAGGAAAGUGGCUCUGGAAGAAAGUAUGGCCACUCUCAACAACUCCAGUCUCCAUCCGAGUUGUGAGUGCAACAUCAACCUGAACAACUGUCUGAGAGCGAGUAAAGAAGGCAACCAACAUCUGAGCAUCGAGUGUCUGUGCAAAGCUUUAGAAAUAGCAGAGAAGAAACUAGCUCAGCUCUGCAACAAGAAGAGUGAAGAGAUCUUUGAUAUUGAAGAACUUGAUAGAUUUAGCAAGAAGUAUUAUGACAACUCAAAAUUCAUGGAAAUACUGCUGCCAUUAUUCGAUGUAUUCUUAUUUUGUGGAAGAUUCAGAAUCAUAAACUCCAUUAUUACUUCUGCUAUUGAUCAAGGAUACAACAUCAGAAUAAAAAUAUUAAAAAUGACUUUGUUUAUAGCAGACUUUUUAGAUGACCCAAGUCAAUAUCUAAAGGUAUUUGGGCAAACAGGAACCAAAAUAGCAUUGCAAGGAAUUUUGAUACAACAAAAGAUAAGAAUUCCUGAACCUUCUGAUUUACUGCUAAACAGCUGUAAUAAUGCUUGUCUACAUAGAGAAUCUGCACUGUUUAAUCAUUUGAGCAAUUUUGUAGCUGAUCUCCAGAAAGACAAGUACAACAGAGAAUUUUAUCGUAAAAGUAAAGACUACUUUAAAGUCAUUCGUCAAAUUUGAUAUAAAAUUCCUCAAAGUGCGUUCUAUUAUCCAAUGAAGAACUUCGAGGCUUCCAAUGUUGGCAUCAACAAUGAAUAUGAUUCUAUCAGAGUAGCAGAUCUUGAGGCUGAAUAUAUUUCAUGCCCGAUCUAUUUCUUGGUUUCAAUUUUCAAAAAGUCAAUGCUUGAUUCUCUAUCUUAUGGAUUAAUAAGAGAAAAACUAGAAGAUAUUCCGAUUUAUGAACAGAAAGGAUUCUUAAAUGUCAAAGAUUGCGAUGACAUUAUUCUUCCAGAUGAGAUCAGAAGGGAUUAUAGAGACUCCCUUGAGCUAUAUUCUACGCUCAAGACAUUUUUCAUGAAAGGAAGAAAUAGGACAAAUAGCUCACUUGAUAUUGAGAGAAAAUAUAGAUCUCCAUUCUUAAGAACACCUGUAUGGAUUGACCAGGCUUAUCAAAGGAUGGCAGGAGCAGCAAACAACUUGGCUAAUUUAAUUAAUUCAAAGAGCUAUCACUAUUUUAUUCGUUAUGAUCAAAGAAAAGGACAGAAAAUAACAAUGACCUCUAAAAAUAUUGACCCACCUAGUGUGUCAGUUUUGGAGGAAAAAUUUCAAGACAUAUUCCAAGUUGUUAAACACAAUUUGGAAACAUUAACUCCGCUACAGAAAACAAAUUUGACUGCUGCCCCAAAUAAGAUUCACUAUCAUAGCAAAAGUUUCUUGCUAGAUCAAGCUUGCAUUCUUUUAGAGAAAUUUAUUAAUCCUGAGAAAAUUGAACUGAACUUUGCUGAAACAUCAGAAAUGUUGAGGUUCUCUACCUUAAUCCAAUGAGUGUUCGUCCUUAAUAAGAUUCAAAGACUCGACUUUGUUUCGAAGUACUACCAAUUGGCAAGCUUCAACAAUGUAUUCGACAAGGACUCAGAAGGAAAAGACCAAAUCCAUAGGAUAAAGCAUUUGGUAGAUGCAUUGGAGUAUUACCAAGUUGGCAAAUGGGACCAAUCAGUCAUCUCAUAUUCUAAGUUCCUAAACAAAAAUUAUCAGAUCCUCAGAGGAGAUAUCUGGAUUAGUCUCAUUGAAACUGCUUGGUAUCUUGCUGUCGUUACUUAUUUUGGGGGAAAUAAAGGAGGAUUGUUGGAUGGAAAGGUUUAUCUUCCGUCAGAUGCUUUCAAUUAUGUUCAUGAAAAUUGCGACUUGAUUGUUGACCAAGAAGAUCCAACUCAAAAUUAUAAUCAAAUUCUUGAAUAUGUCAGAAACAUUGAUAUUGAGAAAUCAUCUUCAAGCUCAGAUCAACUUUUUAUCCAGCUGAUAGCAAACUUCGUAAGCAAGUAUGACAUUUUCCUGCAAGAAGAACCCCAAUAUUUGCAAAGAUGUCUUAUUGGAAUGUUCAACAUGAUUGGAACACUAAUCACUAACUGUGAAAAGGUAACACAAGCGCUGUCAGAUGCAAUCGCUUCUUACUCAGAAAUCAUUACAACAAACGAAGUUAUAAAAACUGAAAAUAUUGACAAGUUCUGAGACUAUUUUGAAGACAGAGAUAAGCUGAUGCAAUUCAAGAGCGAUUUCUUCCAAAUUGAAGACUAUGACAAGAAUGAUACGCUUUACCAUGAUCCUGACAAUCUUUCUCAUAACCAGUUCUUGGUGAUUCUCUCUAUCGUACCAUCUUCUGAAAAUCCACAAGAAUCAGUUGAUCUGAAAUGGGAGGAGUAUACAUUUCAAACUGCUUCAUCAUUGCUUGCCUUUAGAACUCUCCAGAAAUCUUUGAAACUUAAGGUUAAAAACUAUCUUUUGAAACUCAAAACUGAGAAAGCAAAAUUUGGACAAAAUAAUAUCAACAUGAAUGAGCAUAAUUGGAUUAGUUUAAAUGACUUUGGACCUCUGGAUCAUUUAAUUCACCAGUGCUCAACCAGUAAAAUUUUAAGAAAUGCUAUUGAAGAAGCUACUUCUGUACAGAAUAAGCUGUACAAUAUUUUCUUAAACCAUUACACAAUUCAAACUUCUUCAGAUACACACUUCAUUGCAUCAAAAUUAAGUCAGAUUGAAGAGGAAAUGCUCAAUGCUAGAAUUGAUUUAGCUAAACAGAUCUAUGAGCUAGACUCUCCCUCGAACAAUGAGUCAAAUGAUGAGUCGUUCAACCCUUUCAUUGAAAUAGGAGGCAACAAUGAAGAAGUUAAAUUUGUCUCUGCAUCAGGAGACAACAGCAAAAUCACCGACAUCGUUAACACAAUAGCCACUAAACUACUGGAAGAAAGCCAAGAGAUUGAUGAGUCCCUCUCAACAUGGCUAACAGCCUUGCCUGAGCCCGAACUCCUCAGUAUCAGCACCAAACAAUCCAGCCUAAAGCACAAAUUGAGAUGGGAGAAAAUGCUGAAUUCAAAGCAAAAGUUACGCCAGCUUAGAUCAUAUUUCAGAAAUAUCAGGGCCAAGAGAUAAUUACUAAAAUUCAAUCUCUCCAAA
Molecule: messenger RNA, 8434 nt
Organism: Moneuplotes crassus
Lineage: Eukaryota; Ciliophora; Spirotrichea; Euplotida; Euplotidae
Source: the annotation of a GenBank genome assembly